Molecule: messenger RNA, 345 nt
Organism: Fusarium musae
Lineage: Eukaryota; Fungi; Ascomycota; Sordariomycetes; Hypocreales; Nectriaceae
Exons: 2
Coding region: 1-345 (114 amino acids)
Cellular component (GO): membrane
Source: RefSeq, a predicted model, not a curated record
AUGGGUGCUAUUUCUGCCGUCUUCCUGAUCCUUAUUACAAUUUUCUGUCAGUCGCAGACUCCACCUGAUCGUAUAAUGCAGAGUAGAACUAAUGUGGUCGCAGUCCCUCCCAUCGGCGUCUGGGCCGUUGCAGGAUGUGGAAUGGAUCUGUUCAUCAACAUCUGCCUGACUCUUCUUGGCUUCCUUCCAGGUCAUAUCCACGCCUUCUACCUUGAGUACAUCUACUACGAUCGACGAGAACAGGCGCGCGAGGGCCGUUUUGCGACAGGACCUGCGCCUGGCAUUUACUCCGACAACGUGCAGACUGGAGGACAGGGCUAUGGAACAAUGGGGCGCGCAGCAUAA